Opisthocomus hoazin is the source of this 879-nucleotide messenger RNA. The record is from RefSeq and is a predicted model, not a curated record. NCBI's taxonomy places the organism in Eukaryota, Metazoa, Chordata, Aves, Opisthocomiformes, Opisthocomidae.
AUGGCUUUAGCAGUUCUGCACAGCGGCUUGCGCUGUCAGGUACUUCAGAUGAAUUCAGUUAUGAACGUGGAGCUGGGAAGUUCAUCAGCCUGCAGGGUUCGGAGCUUCCCGAUGGCUUUAGCAGUUCUGCACAGCGGCUUGCGCUGUCAGGUACUUCAGAUGAAUUCAGUUAUGAACGUGGAGCUGGUGAAGAGUGAAGGCCCCAAACUGGUGCCCUUCUUUAAAGCCACCUGUGUCUAUUUUGUCCUCUGGCUGCCAACUUCCAGCCCCUCCUGGUUCAGUGCCCUCAUCAAAUGUCUGCCUAUCUUCUGCCUGUGGGUGUUCCUUCUGGCUCAUGGAAUUAACUUCUUAGUGUCGCACCGGAGCGCCAGCCGCAUCCUAGCGGGACUCAUAUUCUCGGCAGUGGGAGACGCCUUUCUCAUCUGGCAGGAGCAAGGCUACUUCAUUCAUGGUCUGCUGAUGUUCGCCAUCACACACAUCCUGUACUCUUCAGCCUUUGGCAUGAAGCCUUUGGACCUCAAAGCUGGCUUGUUGAUGGGCCUUGUUUCCAGUUCCUGUUAUGCCUUCCUGUACUCCUACCUCUCAGGCCCAUUCACCUACCUGGUAGCUGUCUACAUCGCCUUGAUUGGCUUCAUGGGCUGGCGAGCGGUCGCCGGCAUGCAGCUGUGCAACGACCUCUGGACAUGGACCAAGCUCUCUGCCUGCAUCGGUGCGAUGCUGUUCAUGGUGUCGGAUCUGACCAUUGCACUUAACAAGUUCUGCUUUCCUGUGCCCUACUCGCGCGUCAUCAUCAUGGCUACUUACUAUGCAGCCCAAAUGCUUAUUGCACUGUCAGCUGUAGAGAGCAGAGAUGAAGAGGACUUCAGAAAGAGGAGCUAG